Molecule: messenger RNA, 1716 nt
Organism: Cercopithifilaria johnstoni
Lineage: Eukaryota; Metazoa; Nematoda; Chromadorea; Rhabditida; Onchocercidae
Source: the annotation of a GenBank genome assembly
AUGAGGGGCGCAACAGCAUGUUCGAGUUACGUCGGCAGUUUAUCGUCAUCUUCAUCGUCCUCUUCAUCCUCCACGAACUCUUCGACAUCAGAUAUCACUGACCUCUCCAAAGAAGCAUUUACCAAAAAUCACUUCUUAAAAUGUGCAGAAUUGCUGAAAAAAGCACUGGAUGAAACUAAAGACGAUAUGGAACGACGUCGUUUGUAUGCAAAUUUAGCUCUCUGCGAAGCGAAGAGCAAAGCACAACUAUUUAGUGCUAAUUACCAGAUUGCGCUGCUCGAUAUUUUCCCUAAACUGAAACCUGAUGGGGAUCACAAUUUAGAUGGUAAUGACGAAGCAGUUGCUGCAUUCAACCUAGCAUUAAAUGCUUUCGUUCGAGGGAAUCGGCGAACGUGUCUCGAGGUCUUGCAAUGUGUGAUGACUGUUAAUACUUUAUCAGAUACACUGUUCUGCGCCGUUUCGUUGUUGGAAAUUGAAGUAAGUCUAACUUUAUGUCAACCAAAAUUGGCACUGAAACAAGCAAUCAAACUUCGCGACAGCACUACGUGGCGUCGGGCAAACGUUCUUCAGCGUGACUAUCUUGCUUGCUUGGAGUGCCGCAUACGGUGUCGCCUUGCACAGACGUCAUCAUUGAUCGAUUUUACUUCGAAACCUGAGUUGUUGCACUGGUGCCUUAUACAGUCAGAAUUUGAUGUGAAGAAUGGCAAUGCAACACGCGCAGCAAAUCGACUUUUGAAAUUCCGUCCUUCGCUUCAGGAUGAAGAACGCAGACUUGUAGAUAAUGCGCUUGGGUGCGUUUAUGCUUUAUCGCUGAAGAAGAUAAGUUUGGCGGAGUCGUAUUUUCGAUCGGCAAUGUUGGUGAGGCAAGAAAGAAGGAAAAGUUGGCAAGAAUCAACAGUACCCAGAUAUUGUUUGAUAUAUCACGCAGCUUUGGCUCAGUUACACUGUGGACAGGCGGAAUCUGCUUUUACACUUUUCCUUUCUAUCCUUCCAUUUUAUCCAAAACAGCCUCGAAUUUGGUUGCGAAUUGCGGAAUGUUGCAUAUACGCACUAACAAAGAAUGGAAAUGAUAGCAUGGAUACUAAUGGACAAAUGCUAGAAAUUAUAGGAACACCGCAGAACGGAUAUGCUAUCUUCUCCCCUAUUUCUAUUAGGGGAGACAGUUCGAAUAACGAAGUCGGCGAGAUACGAGAAAAUCAGAUCAGUUGGGAAUUUGCUGCACACUGUAUUCGAAAUGCUUUAAUUUUAACAGGCACUGAACGGGAUUGCGCAUAUUUACUUCCAUGGGUAUAUGCGGCAUCAUCUUUCAUUAAUCUGAAUCUUGGUCGUUAUGGUUUAGCAUUGAAGGCAGCUUGUCAGUUGGCCAAUUUACAGCAGGUUUCUCCUCAUCACAAACUUAUGGCAGUGCUUUUUAAAGCAGAAGCAUUAAUGUUGUUGGAUCGUCUACCAGAGGCUAUAGGAUGUUUGACGCAAGCUGUACCACUCCAAUCCAUGCCGAGCACGAUAUCAGCUGUUAUCUAUAAUAGAGCGUUGUUACAAGCGUUGAGUGGCAAUUUCCAUAAAUCAUUGGCAACCUUUGGGCUGCUCGGAACACAGUGCGAUAUAACAACAGUUCCGGAAGCAGUAUCUCUCGGUGUUUAUAUUUACAUGAAAUUAAAUAAGGACGAUGAUGCAAAACGUCUGCUUGUGCAACAAUUGCAAAAAAUGAGAAGUUGA